UCCGCUCAUCUCACAGAGCUCGCUGCAGCAUCCGGUUUCCUUUCCAGAACUUGAAACAUGCAGCGUCCCAAAAGUAUUCCAGAUAGCCGUACACCCCAAGCUUGUGAAGUAUGUAGAAAACGAAAGACCAAAUGUGAUGGUGCCCGACCGACGUGUAGAAGCUGCCUAAAACGAAAGUCAAGGUGCACAUGGCCAAAAUCUCUCGUGGCAGGGAACUAUUCUGCCUUAUACUCCCCCGAAUCAAGCUCUGAGCCCGCACCUGUCAGGACUUAUGAAACUCUACAGGUCAAAAAUCCACUUGAGAACAGUUCAGGCAGCUAUAUUCUUUUGAGCCUUGCACAGCUGGAGAGGCUGUUCAAGAUUUUUCUUGACCGCCAUCAUGAUGUAGAACUAUGCUCUUUCCUCCAUAAACCAACUCAAGAUGUUACAGCACUAAGCAGCAAAUCCCAGCUGCUGGUAACUGCCAUAAUCACUCUCUCCGCCUUGUACAUCUCCGACAACGAGGCAAAAGAAGACUUCGGGGUUGAAUCCGCAUCUGCUCUGUCGAAUCACUAUGCCGAAGUUGCUAGAAAUCUAGCACGCAAUUCUUCUGAUGAGCCCUCGGUUUACACCAUCCAGGGGAAUUUGGUUUUGGCUAUUCGAGAACUCGUGACAUGGACAAGCUUCAAGUCAUGGAUGUAUGCUGGCACCGCCAUAAGAAUGGCUCACGCAUUACAGCUUGGUUCCGAGUUCAACCAACGUCACACCAAUCAGCAUAAGGAGAUUCGAAGGAGGACAUUUUGGGCUUGCUUUGUGGUUGAUCGGCUGGUGUCAUAUUCAUGCAACCGAUUCUUUGCUAUUGAUAUGAUGUCAGUUCGCAUCCAGCUUCCCUGUCCCCCAAACACAUUUGCUUUUGGGGAAUCGUAUUCAGGACCAACCCUUGACUCAAUUGUGCUGUACGGCCACCAGCUUUCACAACUCGGAAUCCUUCCCUUUUAUGUCGCAAUGGUGAAGCUUUGGGGAGAUAUGGCAAUGCUAUAUAAAUCUGGUGGUCGAAGGGAAUGGAAAGAGACUCCGACUGAUGUUACAGGUCAAUUUUACCAGAAAGAAAAGGCUGUGGAAUUAUUUGCCGCCACUCUUCCACCGACUUUAAACUGGUCGAUACAAAAUUAUAAGCUACACCAGGUCACCGGGCAAGCCCAGGCUUUCAUCAACCUGAAUUUUCUGCUGCUGCAUUCAAAAUGUGUUAUGCAUCAGGAGUAUCUACCUCAACUAGAUUCUCAAUAUGCGCUCACAUUGGAAAUCGAUCCAGUCACAAAAUUUGACAACGCGGGCCUCUCUCUUGAUCAUAAGGAACCUCACAUCAUCAAUACUUGUAUAGAAAGUGCCCAAGCAAUAACAGCAAUGGCUAUGGAGCUCAAUAAUGGAGACCAACGGGAUCGCGAUUUGCUUCGAUCGACCUUCGCUGCAAACGCCACCAUUACGGCUUCGGCAAUCCAGCUAUGGAUUCUAUAUACCCAGACCUGUAGCAAAUGCCCAAAAGAUGUUGCAAAAGAAAGUGCUGAUCAGUUACUGCAAAUCAUCAAAUCCUGGCAGACUCGCUGGCGCGUCGCGAGUGCAUGGGUGGAGACCCUGGAGAUGCUUUACAAGCUGUACGAUUUCUCAUAUGGAUCGAGCAACCCAUUAGCUGAUAAUAAGUGGCUGCAAAGCGGAAUCAACGAGGAUGGUGAGUGCCCAAUUCUGGAUGAGGACGUGACGGGCGAGUCUGGAGAGUAUCCAUCAGUUUCCGAUGGAGAUGGUAUACCAAACCAAUCAAUAGUUUGUCAAUCUCUAUUCGAUAAAGUGCGAGGUAUAUUACUCAACCCACUCGACCCAACUAAUGUUAAGAAACAAACGUUAAGAGUAUAUUGUAAAACUUUGUGGCAAUAUAUGUGGAGCUAUGAAUCUAUCCUAGGUUUUAAUAAUGAGGUAAUGAUAUUUGGUAACGAAGAGUAA
Messenger RNA from Trichoderma harzianum CBS 226.95, 1974 nucleotides. RefSeq lists its product as hypothetical. Gene Ontology annotation, cellular component: nucleus. The coding region runs from base 58 to 1974 and encodes 638 amino acids. The transcript is spliced from 3 exons. Gene Ontology annotation, biological process: regulation of DNA-templated transcription; DNA-templated transcription. The record is from RefSeq and is a predicted model, not a curated record. Gene Ontology annotation, molecular function: zinc ion binding; DNA-binding transcription factor activity, RNA polymerase II-specific; DNA binding. NCBI's taxonomy places the organism in Eukaryota, Fungi, Ascomycota, Sordariomycetes, Hypocreales, Hypocreaceae.